AUGUCGCUUCAACCGCGGACCGAAGGUGGCCCGGAUUUGAAGUUUUACGAGUCCGCGGAGACCUUGCAACAAUUCGAAUACGUCAAGCAAUGGCUCGUGAAACAAUGCAAGAAAUACACACAGGCCGAGCCGCCGACUGCCAAGAGUCUCGCGCAGCUCACGGUUCAGAUGUGGCAAUUCCAGGAAGAUUCCCUGGGGAGAAACUCACCGAAACCUCGAGCGCUUGCUCGUUUACCCAUUCGUGUCUUCAUGGAUCUUAGAUCUGGGGGAGCUCUCUGUCACCUCCUCGCUGCCGCUUACAAGUUCAAGGUCGAGCAAGGCUGGCGAAGGUUUGACUUCGCUUCUCCCAAUCGACACGACAAGAAUAUUGAGUUUUUCCAAGUUGCUGAGCGUCAGCUGGAGAAUCAACGCUUCCUCGACCGUCCUGUCGUUUUUGUGAGUGAUGCAAAGCACAAAGAAACCGUUCGCAAACUCGGAGGUGAAAUCGCGAACUCCGCGGACGACGCCACUGUUAUUGUGUCCGCAUCCGCGCAACCAGAAGAUACAUCAGAAACCUGGGUCCGAGGCGUCUCACGAAAAGAAAAUCAGGUUCUUGUUCAUUUCUGCCAGACGCCGGACUCGUACGACUUCUGGGCUGAUGCCGAAGCAGAAGCUUCCGAGCCGUCACCACGUCCUCCGGACUGCACGAGCUACGAGGUCACCCCGCAAUGGUUGGUGGAUUCCGAGCUUUACAACGAGUGGAUGAAUCCUGAAGAUUACGAUGUGGAUCAAGACAACCGUCGGAGAUGUUCCAUCGACGAACUCUUGUGCGGCAAAAAGAAGAAAAGUUCGAAGAAACGGGGACGCAGCCCGUCUCCUGGCAGCGCAGGUGGGAAAAAAGCGAGGAAGAGCAAAGGACGCAAGGAAGAUCUCACGAAGGAUAUGGAGGAUCCACUUCCUGAGACGGUCGCCGAGAAAGUCGAAGAUGGAGGUUUGCCACCGAGAAGCCUGAACUUGGCCGAGCUGGUCCCCGAGAAAAAAGUCGUUGUUGAAGACAUGGUGACGGAACAAGCGAGCCAUAUAAUCAUACCAUCAUACGCCGCUUGGUUCGAUUAUACUUCCAUCCACGCGAUUGAGCGUCGCGCAUUGCCGGAAUUCUUCACCGGUAAAAACCGCUCGAAAACGCCGGAAAUCUUCAUGGCUUACCGCAACUUUAUCGUCGACGCGUAUCGUCUGAAUCCGUCCGAGUACCUCACAGUCACGGCUUGUCGUCGGAACCUGGCGGGUGACGUUUGUGCCGUUAUGAGAGUGCACGCCUUCAUGGAGCAAUGGGGCGUCAUAAAUUAUCAAGUGGACGCCGAAUCUCGACCAACACCGAUGGGUCCUCCUUCAACCUCUCAUUUCCAUGUCUUGGUGGACACACCUUCCGGUCUGCAAACCUUGAAUCCCCCGAAAACGAAUCAACCUCAGAGCGCAACGGUGAACGCGACGCCGACGUCAGCAUCGUCGAUCAUCAUAAACUUGGAUUCCAUCAAAAACGAGAACUCCAAUGACUCAACAUGCGGCAACGGCGUCAGCAAAGACAAAGAUUUCCCCAAAGAGCCCGCUGCCGAUGGGGAGCCGACGAUCGGCGACAUGCUCGGCUUGAAGACCGAUCAGUAUUCGAAUGCCGCUAAGAAGGAAGCUCUUGCGAAACAGAAAACGAAUAGAGAUUGGAGCGAGCAGGAAACUCUGCUCCUGCUCGAAGGUCUAGAGAUGUUCAAGGACGACUGGAACAAGGUUUCUGAACACGUGGGUAGUCGAACUCAGGAUGAGUGUAUCCUCCAAUUCCUGAGGCUACCAAUUGAAGACCCCUAUCUGGACGGCGACGACGUCAACUCGGGAGCCCUCGCCUACCAACCGAUCCCGUUCUCGAAGGCUGGCAACCCCAUCAUGUCGACGGUGGCUUUUCUCGCGUCUGUGGUCGACCCGAGAGUUGCGAGCUCCGCAGCCAAGUCCGCGAUGGAGGAGUUUGCGAAAAUCAAGGAUGAGGUUCCCUCUUCCCUGGUCGAGCAACACCUGGACAACGUCAUCGACAAAGCUGUCAGCGAAGGAAAGACGCCGGCCCCUGAUACCGAUUUGGGGAAGUCGGGAAUUGCCGGAACCGACAAGCCGCAGGAAGAGGGAGAACCCAUGGACACAGCCCACGGGAAGGAAGUCAAAGACGAGCAGGACAAGGAGAAUUCAGAGGACGACGAGCGCAAGAAGUCACAGAAGGAGCGUCUCAAAAUGGACUCGUUGCUGUCGGCUGCCGCAGCUGCGGCGCUCGGUUCUGCGGCCGUGAAGGCGAAACAUCUUGCUGCUGUCGAAGAGAGAAAAAUCAAGUCGCUCGUCGCCCUGCUAGUCGAGACCCAGAUGAAAAAGCUCGAGAUCAAACUGCGGCAUUUCGAAGAACUGGAAUCAAUAAUGGAUAAAGAGAGAGAAACCCUGGAGUAUCAGAGGCAGCAGCUCAUUCAAGAGAGACAGCAGUUCCAUCUGGAACAACUCCGCGCCGCGGAAUUCCGGGCUCGUCAGCAGGCUCACGCCAUGAUGAUGGCACAACAGCAACAGAGGCCGGGAGGAGCUCAAGUUCCGGCAGCUGCGAAUGGUGGUUCGAUAGGCGCCGGACCGCCUGGACCCACGCAAGGGCACCAAGGGGUGUCGCCCAUCACACAAAAUUGA
Molecule: messenger RNA, 2679 nt
Organism: Galendromus occidentalis (western predatory mite)
Lineage: Eukaryota; Metazoa; Arthropoda; Arachnida; Mesostigmata; Phytoseiidae
Product: SWI/SNF complex subunit SMARCC2
Exons: 10
Coding region: 1-2679 (892 amino acids)
Biological process (GO): cell projection morphogenesis
Cellular component (GO): synapse
Molecular function (GO): protein binding
Source: RefSeq, a predicted model, not a curated record